Paramecium pentaurelia is the source of this 799-nucleotide messenger RNA. NCBI's taxonomy places the organism in Eukaryota, Ciliophora, Oligohymenophorea, Peniculida, Parameciidae. The record is from the annotation of a GenBank genome assembly.
AUGUUGUUUAGAAGAGUCAUUUUCAGAUUUUCAAAAGAAAAGAUAGAUAAGAUUCUAGACCAUGAAGACUAUCUAUCUUAAUAAAUAGACAAAAUGGCUGCAGCUUUCAAUACUCAGAACAAUAAAAUAUUCAAUAAUUACAUAGUUUUCUAAAACAAAAUUAAUGUAGAUGGUACUUAGAAUUUGCUUAAAAAUAAGGAUUUUCAACCAAAUUGAAUAGAUCUGCAGCAAUAUAUAUUACUCUAUGGGGUAUGGCAGGUGGACUUUCCUAUUUUUAUAUAAAUCCUUUGGUUACAUUGAUUCCUGCAUUUUUUUCAAUUUAAACAAUAUCAUCAUAUGUAACUGGUAGAAAAUAUUUGGGUAAAUUGGUUUAAUCAAUAACUUUGGCUAAGGAUUAAAAAAAAUGUUUAAUUGAAUUAGGAAAUAAAAAAGUUUUAGAUGUCAAUGUUAUAGAUAAUGAAUUAUUAAAUAUUAGUGAUGUGAUAUCAGUAUCAAACAAUAAGAUAGAAGAAGAAGUGGUAACUAAUAAAGUAUUAUAAAGAAUGAAAAAUAUAGAUAAUCAAAUUAUGUUAUAUAAUUUGAGACAAAAUAUGAUAGUAAAUUAUAUGAAGAUUUGAGAGUAUUAGUAACAAAAGACAAUGCUGAAAUUCCUAAUAUAAAAUUGCUUUAAGAUAUUAUUACAGGAGAGGAUGUUAGUGGAUACAUUUAUGAGGAAAUUGUAUAAAAUUAAGAAGAUUUAAUAAGAAAGGAGACUGAUGAGGAAUUGGAAAAAAGGUUGAAAGAUGAAUUGAAAAUAUGA